AUGGUGGUGGUGCAGAACGGCAGUAGCGCACCAGCCAAGGCGCAGCCCGUCACGAACGGCAGGGCCAGCACGCUGACUAAGCUGCGGCCCGGCCCGCCGGCCGGCUCCAACGGCGGCGUGCCGACGAUACCCCAGAUGCCCAGCGGCAAUGGCAAGGCUGCGCUGCUGAAUGGUGCCGCCGGCGCGAAGGCCGAACAGCAGCCGGCCGCCGCGCAUCAGGCCUCCGGGAAUGGCGCGGCCGGCAAGGCUGCGCAUGUGCGGCCGGACUUGUACAUCCAGCUGUACCUUGCAAUCAUGGAGCAGCAGCAGGAGCAGGCGGUGGGCAGCCAGCCAGCCGCCCUUAAACCCAGCCCCGAUGCUGCCACACCUGCCAAGGCCGCUGCCGACGCUGCCGCCGAGGAGGAGGCUGCCCUCGCCGCGCAGGCGGCUGCUGCGGCAGCGGCAGAGCAAGCACGGGAGGCGGCGGCAGCGGAGGCGGCUGAGGAGGCGGCGGCGGCUGCGGCUCAGCAGGCAAAGGCAAAGGCCGCUGCCGCGGCUGAGCAGGCAAAGGAGGCGGCCGCCGCAGCCACAAAGGCUGUGGAGGCCGCUUCGGCGGCAGCCAAGCAGGCCAAGGAGGCUGCCGAGGCGGCCAAGCAGGCAGAGGAGGCCGCCGCAGCGGCAGCCAAGGAGGCGGAAGAGGUUGCGGCGGCAGCCAAGGAGGCGGAGCAGGCUGCUGCGGCGGCCAAGCAGGCAGAGCAGGCUGCUGCGGCCGCCGCCCAGGCACACGAGGCAGAAGCAGCUGCCGCGGCAGCUGCGCGCCAGAAGGCGGCGCCAGGCAGACGGGAGGAGGCGGCAGCAGCGGAGGAGGCGGCGGCGGAGGCUGCUGCGGCUGCUGCAGCCCAGGAGCCGGAGCUGCCACGGGAGCCGUACACUCUUGUGAAGAAAGUGGCGCUGGCUGGCGGCAUGCUUCAUGUUGUGGUGCUGGAAGGGGACCGCAUGCUGCGUGUGUGGACGCCGCCAGGCUACAGCCGCGCCGAGGCCGCCCGCCACCCCUACCCGCUGCUGCUGCUGAACGAUGGGCAGAACUUAUUUGAGGAUAAGCUGUCUUUCAGCGGGGCGUCGUGGCGCGCGGGCGAGGCGGCGGCCGCCGCCAUCACCUCUGGCCGCCUGCCGCCCUUCCUGGUGGCGGGUAUCGACCACGCUGGGCCCGACCGCAGCCUGGAGUACCUGCCGUACACGCCCGGCACGGGGCCAGGCGGCUUCCGCAAAGAUGCGGCGCAGUGGCCCGGCGGCGGCGUGGCUGCCUACCUGACCCAGGUCUUUGACGAGGUACUGCCCUGGGUACAGGAGCAGUACGGCGCCGCCACCUCGCCCGACCGCAUCGCCUUUGGCGGCUCCUCCUUUGGCGGCGUCUGCACCCUGUACGCCUGCAUGCACCACGGACACCGCUUCGGCGCCGCCCUCGUGGAGUCGCCCUCCCUCUGGUUUGCAGACGAGAAGUUCCUGAGAGAGGACCUCGAGAGGUAUGAGGGCCCCUGGCCGCAGCGCAUGUUCUUGGGCAUGGGCAGCCGAGAGUACGGCGGCACGCGCCCCAAGGAGCCCGCCACCCGCCAGUGGGACCGACUGCUGGUGUCGUACUGCGUCCGCCUGGCGCGCCUGCUGCGGCGGCGCGGACUGGGCGCCUCCCGCCUGCACUGGCAGAUCGGCCUGCAGGCCGCCCACACCGAGGCCGCCUGGGCGCAGCGCCUGCCCGGCGCGCUGGAAUUCCUGCUGCAGCCCUGGUGGGCGGAUGCCGCGCAGCGCCACGCGGGCGACCUAUUCUUCACCAGCCCCAGCAGGCUCAGCGCGGGCCAGCCUGCGGUGCUGUUUGUCAACAAAGCUGUGAGCCACGUGCUGGCCGGGUGCACCGCGCGGCUGCGCACACGCAUGGGGUUCAACAACUGGGGCCUGGGGCUGUCGGAGCGGGAGCUGGAGCCCGCGCCGCAGCUGGAGGCGCCCCAGGCCCAGCCGCCGCCCGAGGCGCAGCAGGCAGAGGAGGAGGAGGAGGAGGAGGAGGAGGAGGAGGAGGAGGAGGGAGAGCAGCAGGCGGGGGCAGGGCAGACGCAGGCGGCCUCUUUUUUUGGCAGUGGUGGCGGCGGCGGGGCGGCUGAGGCCGCCGCCGCCGCCGCCGAGGAGGAGGCAGCUGCGGUCGAGGCGGAGGCAGGCGCGGCCAGUGACGCCGCGGCAGGGGGCUCUGGGCCCGCGGCAGCGGCGGCAGCAGUGCCAGCACCAGCCCCUGUGGAGGAGCAGGCACAGCAGGAGCCCACCUGGCAGGCUGUCACCUUCACUGUUCCAGACAAGGCCUACGAGAUGAACUUUGUGCUGACAGACGGGCGCGGCGCGUGGGACAACAACGCAGGCUGUGACUUCUACCUCCGCGUGAAGCUGCCCCCCAGCGGCCUGACCGCGGGCCAAUCUCCCGAGGAGGUGCGGGCGGCGGCACGGGCGGCGGCCGAGGGCCCCGCCGACGAAGCCGCCUCCCGCUCCGCCCCCAAGCUCUUCUUCACCUCGCCAGAGGUGCUGGUGGCGGGCGCCCCGGGCGUGCUGUACUUCAACCGUGCCCGCUCCGCGCUGCGCACCAACCCCAACGUUAAGGUGGGCUGCGGGGCGGUGCAGGGGGCCCUGGUGCGCCUGGGUUUCAACCACUGGGAUCUGGACACCGCAGACCUGGGCCUGGCCCCCGCCGAGCUGUGGCAGGGCGACGGCGUGGACUGGUGGGCCACCAAGCCCUUCACGGUGCCGGAGGAGGCCUUCGACAUGUCCUUUGCCUUCACCGACAGCCAGGGCAAGUGGGAGAACAAUGAGGGCCACAACUAUGAUGUUCCCGUGUGGCGGCCGCAGGAGGUGGCAGCAGAUGCACCACCUCGCACCAUCGAGCACUCUGACGCUGUAGACCAUGCUGGCGGCACGCUGCACGUCAUCCGCCUCUCCAAGCGCGCCGUGACCAACCAGGCCAGCCGGGAGAGCAAGUGGAAAGAGGAGAAGGUGCUGCGCGUGUGGACGCCGCCCGGCUUCAGCGUGGAAAGCGCGCCGCACGGCGGCUGGCCGGUGCUGUUCAUGUGCGACGGACAGAAUAUGUUUGAGGACUGGCUGGCGCACCAGGGCACGGCCUGGCGCGUCGGCGAGGCCGCGGCUCACCUUAUCGGCGGCAAGGUGGUGCCGCCGUUUGUGGUGGUGGCCGUGGACAGCGCAGGCCCCAUGCGCUCCCUCAAUUACCUCCCCUACAAGCCAGGCACCGGCGCGGGCGGCUUCCGUCCCGACGCCGAGCGCUGGCCGGGCGGCGGCUGCGAGGGCUACAUGCAGCGCCUGGUGCAGGAGAUCAUGCCGCUGGUCUGCUCCAGCUUCGGCACCGCCACCGACCCCGCGCGGGUGGCCUUUGGCGGCGGCUCCUUUGCAGGCGUCACCGCGCUCUACGCCGCCCUCCACUACCCGCACGUCUUUGGGUCUGUGCUGGUGGAGAGCCCCUCGCUGUGGAUCGCCGAGGGCCGCUUCCUGCAAGACCUGUGGGCCCACAAGGGCCCCCUGCCCGAGCGACUCUUCAUGGGCUGCGGCACGCGAGAGUACUCCGCAACACGAGAGUUUGCCAGGCAGGAGAUCGACAGCCUGCUCCUGCACUACUACCGGGACGCUGCCCGCGCGCUGGAGGCGGGCGGCAUGCGUGGCAGCCAGCGCCUGCGCUUCAUCGUGCAGCCGGAUGCGGGACACCAUGAGUCUGCAUGGGCCUGGCGCCUGCCGGAGGCCCUCUCCUUCCUGCUGUCCCCCUGGUGGAACGAGUGA
Chlorella variabilis is the source of this 3795-nucleotide messenger RNA. RefSeq lists its product as hypothetical. Gene Ontology annotation, molecular function: starch binding. The transcript is spliced from 14 exons. Lineage: Eukaryota; Viridiplantae; Chlorophyta; Trebouxiophyceae; Chlorellales; Chlorellaceae. The coding region runs from base 1 to 3795 and encodes 1264 amino acids. The record is from RefSeq and is a predicted model, not a curated record.